Messenger RNA from Equus caballus (horse), 7603 nucleotides. It is a transcript of the gene DAAM1, whose product is annotated as dishevelled associated activator of morphogenesis 1. Gene Ontology annotation, molecular function: actin binding; small GTPase binding. Gene Ontology annotation, biological process: actin cytoskeleton organization. The record is from RefSeq and is a predicted model, not a curated record. Gene Ontology annotation, cellular component: stress fiber. Lineage: Eukaryota; Metazoa; Chordata; Mammalia; Perissodactyla; Equidae.
GGCCAGAUGUUAUUCUUUGUCCUUUACAUAUAUUUACUUAUUUAAUACAAACAACAACCCUAUGGGCUGGGUACUAUUAUUAUUUUCAUUUUACAGAUGAGGAAACUGAGGUUCAGACAUAUAGGGCCUAGAAAUGUACAUAGAAGGCACUUAGUAAAUAAUUGUUGAAUCCUUAAAAUUUCUAAAGUGCUUUCAUAGUCAUUAUGUAACGUGAUGACCCUUCAAGUGGGGGUAUGAUUCUGAGGAAAUAGUAGCCCAGAGAGCUUAAGAGACUGAGGUUAGGAGGCUAGUCAGUGGCAGAGCGAGGAGCUACUUUGAUCGUGACCUUCUGAACCUGUUAGUGUCAUCAGUGGAUUUCUACAGAAGCACAUUCUAAAGGCCCGUGGCUGGGGAAACUCUGAGCCAGUGUCUGGUUUUAUAUUUACCCACAGGUUGGCCAUUUCCAGCGUUCUUCAUUGCUUUGCGUAGAUCCAAAUUUCUGUCUGGUAUCAAUUUCUUUCUGCCUGAAGGAUUUCCUUUAAAGAGUGUUGGCCUUUGUUCUGCCACACAGUUGUUACUUGGGAUCAAUGAGCUCAUUUUGAGGCCGCUUUUAAGCUUUUUCCAGAGUAGCCUGAGCCUAGGACCCUUUUAGAGACUCUGCCUGAUGUUUUAUGGAGUAUGAGUUCUUUCUACUCAGGCUGGUGGGAAUGCAGAUUAUCCCCAGCCCUGUGUGAACCCUAGGUCCACAUGCAGAGCAGACUCAGCCGACAAUGUGAGGGGACCCGUCUGUGGAUUUCCAGAGUGCUAGUUGCCUCAGCCUCCCUGGACUUUUAUCUCUUACUCCUCAUCUCAGUAAGACCCCUGAACUUGGCUUGGGUUUCCUCGUCCUGCCUGGAGUAAGUUGGGUCAGUAGUGGAGCUCACCUCAAGAAUUUCCCUCUUUCAGUUUCAUGUAUAUUGUCCAUUUUUCUUGUUAUUUGUAGUAGGAAGGUAGUUCCUGUAGUAGUUAAUCCUCCAUGGAUGGAAGUGGAAGUCCAUGUCUUGUUUGAAGUUCCAAACAUUAGCGUCCCAGGGGUAACUCUGUGUCACCUGUUUCUCAAGAACACAGACGUCACCCUCUGCUUCCUUUUACUUCCUCUCCUGGGUGCUCCAUAUUCAAGGGAAUGUGGAAAUUCCUGGUGAACUGAAUUGCUUUUUGAAGCAAGCAGAAUAUUUGCUCUUGCCUGUUGAAAAAGAGGUGAAAAGCCGUUCACCCCCUCUCCUCACUCACGUCUGUCUGCUCACAGAGCUGGAUAGAGUCUGUAACGUGGAGGGCUCAUGCCAGGGCUCAGUCCCUGGGAAGGAUCUGCGCAAGAACAAGGUGCACAUGUGUUUUGUUCAUCCUUGUGUCCCAAGACUGAACAGGGGAGUGGGGCACAUUAGGUCCGUGGAUGAACGAAUGAAUAAAAAUGUAUAAAUUACCACACACACGGAAUUGUGAAUUUGGGAUUCGUGUGUAUGUGUGCGGGGAGGGGGUGAUUCUUGAUUGCCUGUGAAUUGCACCAAUGAAGAAAAACCAGUUUGACAUGUAUGUGGGGGAUGUGUGUGUGUUCGUGUGUGUGUUUAGGUUGAUUACUGUGGGCGUCUCAGUCCUGGUUGCUUUUCCAGUAUGAGCAGGUAUGGUUGUUAACCAGCAUGCUUUUCCACAAAGGAGCUGGCUUUUCCCUUUUACGUGCCACCACCCAGUGAGGUGGGGCAGUGUUUAUAAGAGGAGCCAGGAACCAGGUUAGCAAGAGCAUUUGCCACAGCUUUGUUUACUGCUGAGGAAGAGGAGGGAGCCCUAAGGAAAACAGACCAUCCUGGUUGAUUAUUCUUGUGGAAUGCAAAGUGGUACCUGUAAGACUUUAGUCACUCCAAGAAAUAGAACAGAGUUCAGCCAUGGCCCCAAGGAAGAGAGGUGGACGGGGGAUUUCAUUCAUCUUUUGCUGUUUCCGAAAUAAUGAUCACCCAGAAAUCACAUAUCGGCUGCGAAACGAUAGCAACUUUGCGCUUCAGACCAUGGAGCCAGCAUUGCCCAUGCCCCCUGUGGAGGAGCUGGACGUCAUGUUCAGUGAGCUGGUGGAUGAACUUGACCUCACAGACAAACACAGGGAGGCCAUGUUUGCGCUUCCAGCUGAGAAAAAAUGGCAGAUAUAUUGUAGCAAGAAAAAGGACCAAGAAGAAAACAAGGGAGCAACAAGUUGGCCUGAAUUCUACAUCGAUCAGCUCAACUCCAUGGCUGCUAGAAAAUCUCUGCUGGCUUUGGAAAAGGAAGAGGAAGAGGAGAGAAGUAAAACUAUAGAGAGUUUGAAGACAGCACUGAGGACAAAACCAAUGAGGUUUGUAACCAGAUUCAUCGACUUGGAUGGCCUGUCAUGUAUUCUCAACUUUCUAAAGACCAUGGACUAUGAGACCUCAGAGUCUCGGAUACAUACCUCUCUCAUUGGAUGUAUAAAGGCGCUAAUGAACAACUCUCAAGGUCGGGCUCACGUCCUGGCUCAUUCUGAGAGUAUUAACGUAAUUGCUCAGAGUCUGAGCACAGAGAACAUUAAAACAAAGGUGGCCGUACUGGAAAUCUUGGGCGCCGUGUGCCUGGUUCCCGGGGGCCACAAGAAGGUUCUGCAGGCCAUGCUGCACUACCAGAAGUAUGCCAGUGAAAGGACCCGCUUUCAGACGUUAAUCAAUGAUUUGGAUAAAAGCACAGGGCGGUAUCGAGAUGAAGUGAGUCUCAAGACAGCUAUCAUGUCCUUCAUCAAUGCAGUGCUCAGCCAAGGCGCAGGAGUGGAAAGUUUGGACUUUAGACUUCAUCUUCGCUAUGAGUUUCUGAUGCUAGGAAUUCAACCUGUAAUAGAUAAAUUGAGGGAACAUGAGAAUUCAACCUUAGAUAGGCACUUAGAUUUUUUUGAAAUGCUCCGAAAUGAAGAUGAAUUAGAAUUUGCCAAAAGAUUUGAACUGGUGCAUAUAGACACAAAAAGUGCAACUCAGAUGUUUGAGCUGACCAGGAAGAGGCUGACCCAUAGUGAAGCUUACCCUCACUUCAUGUCCAUCCUGCACCACUGCCUCCAAAUGCCUUACAAGAGAAGUGGCAACACUGUUCAGUACUGGCUACUCCUGGAUAGAAUUAUACAGCAAAUAGUUAUCCAAAAUGACAAAGGACAGGACCCUGACUCCACACCUUUGGAAAACUUUAAUAUUAAGAAUGUCGUACGAAUGUUAGUUAAUGAAAAUGAAGUUAAGCAGUGGAAAGAACAAGCAGAAAAAAUGAGAAAAGAGCACAAUGAGUUACAACAGAAAUUGGAGAAGAAAGAGCGAGAAUGUGACGCCAAGACCCAAGAGAAGGAAGAGAUGAUGCAGACCCUAAAUAAAAUGAAAGAGAAACUUGAAAAGGAGACUACUGAGCACAAGCAAGUCAAGCAGCAGGUGGCGGAUCUCACGGCACAGCUCCACGAGCUCAGCAGGAGGGCUGUCUGUGCUUCAGUCCCUGGCGGACCCUCCCCUGGAGCCCCAGGGGGGCCCUUUCCUUCCUCUGUGCUGGGGUCUCUGCUUCCUCCCCCACCGCCCCCAGCUCUACCAGGUGGAACACUUCCUCCUCCACCCCCACCCCUCCCUCCGGGUGGCCCGCCUCCUCCCCCAGGACCUCCUCCCUUAGGGGGAGUCAUGCCACCUCCUGGCGCUCCUCUGGGUCUGGCACUUAAGAAGAAAAACAUUCCUCAGCCCACAAAUGCCCUGAAAUCCUUCAACUGGUCUAAGCUGCCUGAGAACAAACUGGAAGGAACAGUAUGGACUGAUAUUGAUGAUACAAAAGUCUUCAAAAUUCUAGAUCUUGAAGACCUGGAAAGAACUUUCUCAGCUUACCAAAGACAGCAGGAUUUCUUUGUGAACAGUAACUCCAAGCAGAAAGAAGCAGAUGCCAUUGAUGACACACUGAGUUCCAAACUGAAGGUCAAAGAGCUUUCGGUGAUUGAUGGUCGGAGAGCUCAGAACUGCAACAUCCUUCUAUCGAGGUUGAAAUUAUCCAAUGAUGAAAUCAAACGAGCAAUUCUAACAAUGGACGAGCAGGAAGAUCUGCCCAAGGACAUGUUGGAGCAGCUCUUGAAAUUUGUUCCUGAAAAGAGUGACAUUGACCUGUUGGAGGAACAUAAGCAUGAACUGGAUCGGAUGGCCAAGGCUGAUAGGUUCCUUUUUGAGAUGAGCCGAAUUAACCAUUAUCAGCAAAGACUGCAGUCGCUGUACUUCAAAAAGAAGUUUGCAGAGCGUGUGGCAGAAGUGAAACCGAAGGUAGAAGCGAUUCGUUCUGGCUCAGAAGAGGUGUUCAGGAGUGGUGCCCUGAAGCAGUUGCUAGAGGUGGUUUUGGCCUUUGGGAAUUACAUGAAUAAAGGCCAAAGAGGCAAUGCGUAUGGAUUCAAGAUAUCCAGCCUGAACAAGAUUGCUGACACAAAAUCCAGCAUUGACAAGAACAUUACACUUUUGCACUAUCUCAUAACUAUUGUGGAAAAUAAAUACCCCAAGGUUCUCAAUCUCCAUGAAGAACUGCGGGACAUUCCUCAAGCAGCAAAAGUAAACAUGACUGAGCUGGACAAAGAGAUAAAUACAUUGAGAAGUGGCCUGAAAGCAGUAGAGACGGAGCUGGAAUAUCAGAAGUCUCAGCCUCUGCAGCCUGGAGAUAAGUUUGUGUCUGUCGUCAGCCAGUUCAUCACAGUAGCCAGCUUCAGCUUCUCUGAUGUCGAAGAUCUUCUAGCAGAAGCUAAAGACCUGUUUACUAAAGCAGUGAAACACUUUGGGGAAGAGGCUGGCAAAAUACAGCCAGAUGAGUUCUUUGGCAUUUUUGAUCAGUUUCUUCAAGCUGUGUCAGAAGCCAAACAAGAGAACGAAAACAUGAGAAAGAAGAAGGAGGAGGAAGAGCGCCGAGCUCGCAUGGAAGCUCAGCUCAAAGAGCAACGUGAAAGGGAACGUAAAAUGAGGAAAGCAAAAGAGAACAGUGAAGAAGGCGGAGAGUUCGAUGACCUGGUUUCAGCUUUACGCUCAGGAGAAGUGUUCGACAAAGACCUUUCUAAACUGAAGCGGAAUCGCAAGCGCGUUACCAACCAGAUGACGGACAGCAGCCGAGAGAGACCAGUCACGAAACUUAAUUUCUAAUUUUCCUUGAAUACUUUUUUAGAAAGCUCAUUAGCAGCCCUUUGAAGUGACUAGAACUUUUCAUUACACUGCCUUGCAAUCCAAACAGUGGCAAUUUCUUCUUUCAUCUGUGAGAGAAUGUGUGAAUGUGUGUGUAUGUAAAUGUAUGUGUAUAUAUAUUAAAAAAAAUGUAUAUAGAAGUCUGAGUGUUGUCUGAAGACCUAUAUGUAUGGUUAAAAAAAAUCUAUGUUAAUGUAUGUGCUCAGAAACCCUUUGUGUAUGCAUUCAUAUUGAGUGUGGCUCAUUUUCUUCCCCUAAACACCACAACUGUUCAGAAGCACAAUACUAUCUCCUGAAAGAGAUGACAGAGACAUUCCCUAGAGUAAAAAGAAAAGCAAAAGCAAAAAAAAAAAGCUUGAGAAAUAUUUUAUAGUUUCCAAGCUUAGUAUACUUGGAAAUUAUUUUCAUUGGUAAAACUAGUGUUGGAAAAAUAUAGAUUUAAAAUGGUUUUUGAUAGUUGACAAUGUGAUGCUGGUGCAUUGCAUCAGUAUUUGGUCGGACCAGCUUCGAAUCUCUGACUUUGGUGUGGGGAUGCAGUCUGUAAAUGUUUAUUGAGAACAUCUUGCACACAAUCUGAAUUAUGUAGAAUGUCAGAAUUUUUUUUUUAUAUAUUUAAAACUUGGACAUCAAUUCUUUUCCCUAAUUUCAUCGAGUUCUCUGCCAAGCGCUCUUGAUGAUUUCUUUACAUUGCUUUUGGAAAGAACACUAUUUAUCUAAAUGCAAUCCAUGCUUUUGUUAAAGAACAAGAUUGCCAGAAUGUGCUUGUUGUCCUAACAACAUAGAUAUAUGAACUAAAAAUAAAAUUUCCCACCCAAGACCUAAAAGGAGGAAUUGUCUGAAGGGUUGAAAGUUAUUUAAAAAAAUUUUUUAUGGGGGUGCCUUUUUUUUUUUUUUGUAUUUUCUGUUUUGUAGGACAAGCUGCAUCUUCUGUAACUAUAGGUCUGGACUAAAGGACACUUAAUGAAUGCACAAAAUGUCAACAGCACUAACAGAGAUGCCAAGAUCUAUUUAUCUCUAAGUAUGUUUGAAGUGGUUUGCUGUUUAUAUGUUGUCAUUUUAAAUUGUGUGUCAGUAAAGCUACCUGUAAAAUUUCAGUCCAAAAGAUAAAGCUCUCAGGGAGAAAUGAAUAGAAACAAUGAACAUUAGAAAAUAAAAUAUAGAUGCUUACCAUUAACCUACCAACUCUUAAUAUCCUUAAGUUAUAUAUAAAGAGGACUGUUACUUUCUUUUUUUUUGGCUUUGCUUUAUUUAUUUGUAGUGGGGGAGGGGGGCUAAGGUUCUCUUUGCUUUCCAUCAAUCCUGUUGCGGUUGGGUUUCCUGUGGAGAGAGUAGUUUGUCCUGUUGCACUAGAACAUUAUUUACUCCCUAAAUUGAGUUUUUCAGUCAAUUAACAAAUAUUUAUUAAAGACCUACUGUGUGCCAGGCAUAGUAGGGCUACAGUGGUAAGCAAGACAGAGCCUCUGCCCCAAGGAGCUUAUGUUCUAACGGGGAUAGUAAGGGGUGGAUAGAAUACCAAUGUGUGCACUGUACAGGAAUCGAACUAUUUAAAAAUAAUUAUAAUGCUUAGCGCAGAUAGGUCUGCGCUAUGUGAAAGCUGUGAAAUAGUGCUCUAAGAGUUGUCAAGAGCUGUGGUUUUACAUUUUUUCCCCCUCAUUGCAAACUUAGUGACUUUCUACACAUUAUGUGGAAGUAAGUGACUCUAGCAAAUACAACGGUCAUAAAUACACAGCAGGGUUAUGCUGCCCCAACUCCUAGUCCCCAAGGUCUGCAAGUACACCGUGUUAAAGCUGCAGGUGGAGACUGUGCUCAAAAAAGGCAUGGAGGUGAGGAGGAGUGGGAUGUGCUGACGGAUUUGUCUAUUCCUUAACUAAAGUGCCUCUAUGUAUAUUCUUCUCUAUUUCUAGCAGGAGAAACUUGGUCUGGCUCAGUUUUGAGACUGUACUUUGAAAACGGCUUUGUCUUACAGUUUAAGGAGUGGACAGUAGAAGGAGAGUCACAUAAAGGAGCAAGCUUGUGUAGCGUGUCCCUCUUGCCCUUUUUAUCCUCAUUUUGAUGUGGCCAUCCUGGUAGGCCUCCUCUGCCAUUUCCAUUUUUGGUUUCUUUCCCCAAAAGCUGUGUGCAGGUAAUUCCAUGUGCCAUUGUUGGAAAAAACCUACUUUUUAGAUUGGUGCUGGUGUAAGUAGCCACUUUUCUCUCUCGGGUGUGUAUUUUAAAAGUUUUUUCUUUGUUUUUUUAAAUUAAUGCCAAAAAUAAAAAGCAUUAUAAUUUGUAAACUUAAUUAUAUGUCUUGUAUCUUAUUAGCUUAGUAGUUGGAACCGCUUAGUCUUUAGGUGCAAGACUGUUGUCAUAGUACCGAGAAAAAACUGUUGUGUGUUAUGAGACUGUACAUUUUUUUAAAUAGCAAUAUGCAAUAAAGAGAUGAAUUCAUUGGA